Messenger RNA from Neospora caninum, 333 nucleotides. RefSeq lists its product as hypothetical. The record is from RefSeq and is a predicted model, not a curated record. The coding region runs from base 1 to 333 and encodes 110 amino acids. Lineage: Eukaryota; Apicomplexa; Conoidasida; Eucoccidiorida; Sarcocystidae. The transcript has 3 exons.
AUGCACAGGUUGCACAUGCUUCACCACCAGGUCAGCACUAUGAAGACGGGCAGCGAUCCUAGACCUGUGAGUACGGGAAGUGACCAGCAGAAAUGCUGCUGCAGCUGCUGCGCCAAGGAACGUGGAGAAGCAGCAUGUCGGGAAUCCGGUGGCUCUGCAACAUAUGAACGUCAAGGUUGUGAACCACCAGUAGCCCCAGAUAGGGCAGACGACCCGUAUACAGCAAUGCUACGCCAUCAAGGGAGAACAAGCGCUCCGCGCGUGGGUGCGAGGCUGCCCAUUUGCUGGUAUGGUCGCGACAGGCGUCUGCCCCGUCACGGGCAAACGGGCUGA